GUGUCACGUGAUAAAAAAUUGGACAAUUUAGUAACCUCCAUAUUUCCAGCUGUUAGUAAAUUGCGAGCGAUUUCAGACUGCAACGUGCUUGAUCAGUACGAAUUUUCAAAACCUUAGACUGAUAUUUCUCUAACAUCUUUCAGAAGAUUUUCAUUUGAUUGUAACGUGUUGGAUUAGUGUAAGCAUAAUGGUAUGGCUGUUGUUAUUGUUCGCGUUAGUGCUGUGGUUUGUGACCUACAAGAUCAGUAGGCGGAAUAUGUACAAAUUGGCCUCUCUGGUUCCGGCUCCGAUCGAAGAACUGCCUAUUGUUGGUAUCGCACAUACUUUAACUGGAAGUCCUGUGGAUAUAAUGGAGACACUUCAAAACUUUAGCUAUGCCUCAUUUAAAUUUAAUGGAAUUCUUCGAGCGUGGCUAGUUCAUUUACUGUAUAUUGUGGUAACAAAUCCAGUAGACUUAGAGAUGAUAUUGAAGAACUGCCUAGACAAGGACAAUCUUCACCGGUUUUUACGGAAAAUAACAGGAAAUGGAGGCGUUUUUGCUCCAGUAUCAAUAUGGCGGAGACGGCGAAAGAUCAUAAUUCAGGCAUUCAGGCCAAAAAUCACCGAGAACUUCGUUGAAGUAUUUUCUGAACAAGGCGAGAUACUGGUGAAGAAACUGGAGCCUAGAGUCGGAACUGGCACAUUCAAUUUAUGGCCAUAUAUUAGCACUUAUACUUUGGACUCUGUCAGUGAAACAGCAAUGGGUGUAAAAUUGCACUCACAAGACGACUCAAAGACUCCAUUUCUGCAAGCAAUGACCUCAAUGUUAAAUCUGGUGUGCCAGAGGAUUUUCCACUUAUGGCUGCAACCCGACUGGUUAUAUAAGUUCAUGCCGCAGUACGUGAUGCAUGAGAAAAAUAAGAGCAUUUUGCAUGAUUACACUGAUCAGGUCAUCAAGACAAAACGGGAAGAAUUUGAGGCAGAACAUAAAAGCAGACCGGAAUCAGAGCAAAAAAAAGAUUACGAUCUUGACGGUUACAAAAGAAAGUCAUUCUUAGAUCUGCUGAUAUCUCUUUCUGGCGGAGAAAAAGGGUACACAAACAUAGAGCUAAGAGAGGAAGUUCUGACAUUGACCGUAGCUGGUACAGAUACAUCAGCGGCCUCUAUGGGGUACACGCUCUUACUGUUGGGAAAGUACCCUGAUGUUCAGGAGAAGGUUUAUCAAGAAUUAUACGACGUUUUCGGAGAUUCAGAUAGACCAUUAGUAAAAGAAGAUCUUUUGAAACUAAAACAUUUGGAAAGAGUAGUUAAGGAGUCGCUCAGGCUGUAUCCCCCAGUGCCUUUUAUUAUUAGAAAGGCUUUGGAGGAUACCAAACUGCCCUCAGGUUACGUCCUCCCUAGUGGAUCAGGAGUAGUAGUGUCCAUCUGGGGCGUCCACAGAGAUCCCAAAUACUGGGGCCCAGACGCCGAAAAGUUCGAUCCUGACCGCUUCUUGCCGGAACGAUUUAAACUUGAACAUUCCUGCAGUUUUAUGCCGUUUAGUAAUGGACCCAGAAACUGUGUUGGUUACCAGUACGCCUUAAUGUCUAUGAAAACAGCAUUAUCUGCAGUUCUGCGGAGGUACCGAGUAGUGGUUACAGAGGACGCCCUUCACAAUCCUUAUAUCAAAGUGAAACUGGACGUAAUGAUGAAGGCCGUUGAUGAAUACCAAGUCGCCUUAGAGAGAAGAGCGCCAAAGACUUUAAAAAGCAAUGAGCACGUGGCUUAGAAGCCACGUUACCUUAGCAUCAUUGAAAUUUUUUUAUCACAGACCAUAGUAUACCAGCGGUCCAUCAAUAUCGUAGGACAGGUGUUCUAAAUUAUUAGACGUCAAAACUGUAUGAUUUGGUAAAAAAAAUUGUAAUCAGUGGAGUAGGUUCGUUAUUAUAUUUUAAUCGAGUAUUUCUAACAAUUUACAGUUACCUAGGGAAUUACACAACAGGAAUUUGUAAAAAUCCAGUUUUCUGCAAGUUUUUGGGACGAAAGGUUUAUGAUAAUUGAGGCACAGGCGGGUGGGUACAUAAAAACUGACAUUUUUUCAGAACUGAUGUUUUACAUUUACAAAUAAUGUUUGUGCUCUAUAGAACGCAAAUGAAAUUUUAAAUGGAAUGGUAAAUGACUAAUGUAAGAACUGUGCUGGUGAUUGUGAU
Hyposmocoma kahamanoa is the source of this 2168-nucleotide messenger RNA. Its product is annotated as cytochrome P450 4C1-like. Gene Ontology annotation, molecular function: monooxygenase activity; iron ion binding; heme binding. The record is from RefSeq and is a predicted model, not a curated record. Lineage: Eukaryota; Metazoa; Arthropoda; Insecta; Lepidoptera; Cosmopterigidae. The transcript is spliced from 10 exons. Bases 188 to 1747 code for a protein of 519 amino acids.